UAUCAACAUUAUUAAACUUUUACAUUUCCCUUAUGUCUUUUAAAAUAGAAAAGGAAUAAAACAUUUACAUAUGGAAUAAUAUAAUUUUGGGCAACUUAAGAGUUUAAGUUUCUAAGGAUUAUAUUUUUAUGUUUCGUAUAGUGCAUUUCUUAUAGACAUAGCCAGAUGGCAUACAUAAUAACUUAACAUUCGAAUGAUUUUUAAGUUGACUUGUUUAUUUAAUUAAGUGAUUAGAACAUAUAAACCAAUUGCUUUGUGGUGUUUCUUUAGGUCAGCAAUCAAGUUCAUAAUGACCUUACAAAUUAUCUAAUGUGACUUUCUUGUUCUGUGAUGAGGAAUAGUUUUCUUGAAACCACAAUUCGGUAUUUUUGUCUUAUUUUCAUGAAAUAGAGGAUGCAAAUGAAAAUAAGAUGCAGAUUUUCUUUGUUGUUCCCAAAUGGAUGUCAUAAUCUAAUGCUGAAGAUGAUUUAUGGCUAAUGUAUCCCAAAUUUUGUUUCCUACAGGCUUUAUUUGAUGUAGAUACAUUGAUCAGGUUGGGAAGACUAGCACUGUCUGAGUUUUAGUUACUUGUAAUAUGAAGUUUUUCUCAAAUCUUUAGACUUUUAGAACUUUCAUUCAUUGCUUUAAAGAACAUAUUUUCUAAAAGUGUAGUGCUUUGGUUUAACACAUUGUGUUAAAUUCCAUUUGGAAUUGUAGUUGCAGAUAGGAAUGACUUGUACUUGUGAGAAGUGAUUCGAAGUCUGUCUUCACUAGCCAAGGACAGAAAUAUGGAGAACUGCAUUUAGGAGCAUGACACCCCUGGAUGUUAUUAAGAUUCGACUCCAAGCCCAGAACAAUCCAUUCCCCAAAGGAAAGUGUUUUGUGUACAGUAAUGGACUCAUGGAUCACAUGUGUGUCUGUGAAGAUGGAAGCAAGAAAGCAUGGUAUAAGAAGCCAGGAAACUUCCAGGGAACGUUGGAUGCCUUUUUAAAAAUUCUUCGAAAUGAGGGUAUUAAAUCCCUUUGGAGUGGCCUGCCUCCUACUCUAGUGAUGGCAAUUCCUGCCACAGUUAUUUAUUUUACCUGCUAUGAACAAUUAAGUGCUUUUUUGAGAGCUAAAUUAGGAGAAAAUGAAACCCGAAUACCAAUAGUUGCUGGGAUUGUUGCCAGAUUUGGUGCAGUAACAGUGAUAAGUCCAUUAGAACUGAUCAGAACUAAGAUGCAGUCUAAGAAGUUUUCUUAUAAGGAACUACAUGGAUUUGUGAGCAGGAAAGUGUCUGAAGAAGGUUGGAUUUCCCUCUGGAAGGGCUGGGCUCCAACUAUACUUAGAGACGUGCCUUUCUCAGCAAUGUACUGGUAUAACUAUGAGAUUUUAAAGAACUGGUUGUGUGAGAAAUCUGGUUUAUAUGAACCGACAUUUAUGAUCAACUUUACUUCAGGGGCAUUGUCUGGUUCUUUUGCAGCUGUUGCAACUUUACCGUUUGACGUGGUGAAAACACAGAAACAGACACAGCUUUGGACGUACGAGAGUGGUAAAGUUCCUGUGCCUUUGCGUUUGUCAACCUGGGCUAUAAUGAAGAACAUUAUUGCUGAAAAUGGAUUUUCCGGGUUGUUUACAGGUCUAAUUCCUCGAUUAGUUAAAAUUGCUCCUGCUUGUGCCAUUAUGAUCAGCACAUAUGAACUUGGAAAGGCUUUUUUCCAGAAACAAAAUAUUGAAAGGAAGUCAUUCUCUUGAUGGACUUUUGUCUUAAAAUAUCAACCAGAGCCAGUAAGAUGAAGAUUGAUAAGCAAGCUGCUUUUUUUUCAACAUUAGUCUCUUACAGUGUGACUUUAUCUGUCUUCCCUAUAAUUUAAAUGAAUAAUAAUUUCUAAUCUACCUCUAAGCCAUAAACUUGUUUAAAUUUUUUGAGAUUUUUAAAACAUAAUCCAGAAGCUGCAGCCGUUUUGUACUAUUGCAGAGAAAAUUACUCCUUAGGAGAGAAAGAAGUUAUCUGAGUUCUUAUAGCAUUACACAUUUCAGUACGUGAAUGCUGCGAAUGUGGCGGUACAUCAGAACAUUUGGAUGUGUAUUGAGUGAUGCGGUCUGGAGAAUUAAGUUCAGUCUUGCACAGUAGAGAGUAGAAGGAGCUGUCAGAUGGCAGUGUUCACAUUCCCCGACAGUGGCUGGUAACCCCUUCAUUCAGGCGCAUUGUGUCCCGCACUCCUGGUACUGCUGUAAGGUCUCGUGUAGCUUGGACUCCCCUGAUGAAAGCUGUAGCUACCCUGUCUGUAUGAACCGAAGUGUGAUCAUUUACAGGGUGUGGCUUGACAUGUUAAGACUAAUUCACUCAAAUUUGGAUCUGCAGUAGAAAUCUAUGCUGUACUUAGACUAGUGAAAAUAAAUAGUGUUGGGCAUGGGAAUGUGCUUUUUACCUAGCUUGUCUUCCAAGUAUCAUUGCUUGUAGAGUUUCUUAGGUCAGUUCUACAACUUUUUCCAGUAAAAUCAACAUACCAAAAGGCCAAAAUAUAAAAUGAUCCAAAAAUGUCAACUUUUUUAUGUGAUGUCCUCAAAUAAUGCUUCUACAAGUAGAAAAUCCUGCACCUUCCCUUGGGUGACAGCAUGCAGAAUAUAGGCACACAGAAACAUUACAUAAAUUGCCUUCAGGCUGUUUGUAUAAAUUGUACAUGACAAAUAUGAAUAUUUAUCACUAAGUAGUAAUGAGAUUUUUGAAAAUUAGAUUUGUUUUUUGUGUAUAUCUAUGUAUAUAUGAAGGUCAGAGGAAAACUUUCAGGAGUUAGCUUUUACCUCCCACCAUGUGAGUCUUGGGAUUUGAACCAAGGUCCUCAGGCUUAGCAGCAAGUGCCUUUACCCACUGAACCAUCUUAAUGGCCCAGGAAUGAGAUUUUUUAAGUAUGAUUGAAAUGUAGCUCAGGGGUAGAAGAACACUUGCCUUUGGAAUGUGAAACUCUUCUGUUUGAUCUCCAGCACAGAUGAUAAGUAAUUUAAGUAAAUAAAUAAGAUGGCAAAGCACGAAAUGCUAUUCUGUAAAGCAAAAAGCACGUUAUUACAUUCUGUUUGCAUCCUUUGAAAUAUGAAGUAUCUCCUCCCUGCUCCAACAGCAUAAUGUAUUUGGUAACAGUGAUCUCUAGUGUUGUUAGGAGAACAAAUGCAUAGUAGAAAGUGUUUGUAUGUUUCAUAAGAAAUAAAUGAUACAGGGUUUAUUGUAUCAUGGUGUUUUACAUUACAAUCCUGUGUUGCUUUACAUUAAAAGUUUAAUAUAUCCAUAUAUAUAUAUAUAUAUAUAUAUA
Onychomys torridus (southern grasshopper mouse) is the source of this 3266-nucleotide messenger RNA. RefSeq names its product solute carrier family 25 member 40 (gene Slc25a40). Bases 790 to 1713 code for a protein of 307 amino acids. Lineage: Eukaryota; Metazoa; Chordata; Mammalia; Rodentia; Cricetidae. The record is from RefSeq and is a predicted model, not a curated record. The transcript has 10 exons. Gene Ontology annotation, biological process: mitochondrial transmembrane transport.